CUCUCUCUUGUCUCUUGUCCCUUGCAAGCAGAUGCCCCUGGAAUGUUCAAGCUGUCCAGGUAAGUGGUUUGUUUGUUUCAUUUACAGCUCACCUUUUCCUCCAAGGAGCUCAAGAUGGCAUACACGGUUCCCCCCUCCCCUUUUCAUCCCCUCAACAACCCUGAGAGGUAGAUGAGGUUGAGAGUCCGCGCCUGAGCACUGUCCCCCAGUGGGCUUUGUGGCUGAGUGGGGACUUGAACUCCUGUUUCCUGGGUUCCUAAUAAUCCGGCACUCUAACCACUGCCUGCCCUGUGGAAUGCCCUCCUGUCAGAUGUCAAUGAGAUAAAUAACUGCAACUUUUAGAAGACCCCUGAAGGCAGCCCUGCAUGGGGAAGUUCUGAACCUUGGGUGUUUUAUUAUAUUUUUAUAACUGGGUAACAAUUGGCAGAGCAGACUACAAGGUGCAAUGGUGCCACCACAAAUUCCUACCUCAACUGGAAGGGGAUUUGGGCAGGUGAAGGAGCAGCAGGGUCUCCUCUCUCGUUUGCAUUCAGAGUUAGGGAUGUCAUGGUCUGCCCAACCCCAUCUUUUUCAACCCAUCCAAAUUUCAGCCCCACAUAUCUGAAGAAGCAGAUAUGUCACCUUCACCCAGACCAUUGGUUGUGUGGGCAUUUUCUUGCCUGUUGCAUUGCUGUUCUUGCUGCUGUUUUGAUACUGUCUUUAUCAGUUAGUUUCGUGGUUUUGCUUCAUGAUGCCAGUAUGCCUCAUGCCUGUUUUAGUUGUGGCACUUUUGAAUUCUGCUCUGGCAGUUCUUUUUCUCUGGCUGUACUCAGUACUGACACCUUUUUUUUUUCCUAGAAAAAAAAACCUCCACUGGUUAAAAAUGUGGCACUGACUGUAACAUUUUCAUGGUGAGUACCAGGACUGUUUUUUUCCAGAAGAAAAGCGCUGUUCUGGGACCGUUCAGUGAAGGUCAGGUUUAAGAUGGGCCAGCAGGGAUGGGUGGGGGAAUUCCUUAAUCCAUCCAAGUCAGAAGUGAUGGUAAGGAAUAUGCUGAGUCAUGUGUAGAAGGUAAAGGUAAAGGUAAAGAGACCAUUAGGUUCAGUCGUGACCGACUCUGGGGUUAAGGCGCUCAUCUCGCUUUAUUGGCCGAGGGAGCCGGCGUACAGCUUCCGAGUCAUGUGGCCAGCAUGACUAAGCCGCUUCUGGUGAACCAGAGCAGCGCACGGAAACACCGUUUACCUUCCUGCCGGAACGGUACCUAUUUAUCUACUUGCACUUUGACGUGCUUUCGAACUGCUAGGUUGGGUGGAGCAGGGACCGAGCAAUGGGAGCUCACCCCGUCGCAGGGAUUCGAACCACCGACCUUCUGAUCGGCAAGCCCUAGGCUAUGUGGUUUAACUCACAGUGCCACCCACGUCCCGUGUAGAAGGUGACACCCUGCAAAUGUCUGAUUGGUCACCACUCCUGGACAUCAUGUGGAUUGGAAUGAAGAAUUAGCAGGCAUGAGCUUGGAAGUUAGGCUGUCCCCAUCAUAUGAAGCUGGCGGCAGACAGUUGUCAUCCUGGGCCUAAGAGGCCUCAGACGCAUGCUGGGUCUUAGUAAUCACAACGUAUUUUUCUCAGCGUUCACAGACUGACCAUUUAAUUAUCUGUUCUUGGAUCUUUUCAGGUAUUGACAUCAAGCUGGCAGGUUGAUAGUUACCUGUCUUCUUUUUUCCCUUUUUUGACGAUGAGGACAACAUUUGCCUGCCUCCAGUCUGCAGGGACCUCACUUGUUCUCUAAGAAUUCUCAAAGAUUAUAGACAGAGGCUCUGAGAAUAUACCCACAAGCUCCUUCGGUUCCCUUGGGUGCAGCUCAUCAGGCCCUGGAGAUUUGAAUUCUUUUAAAAUAGCUCAGUGUUCACUUACUACCCCCUUUCCUAUCUUGGGCUGCAGCUCCUUCCUUACAUUGUUUAUGCUGUUAUUGCCAUGUUGGGUGCUGCUAACCCUCCAACAUUUCUCUGAUGAAAAUAGGGACAUCCCAUUCCAUAAGGAUAAUUUUACUAUUUAUACCCCGCACAUCUUAUUAGGUUGCCCCAGCCACUCUGGGCAGCUUCCAACACAUAUAAAAACAUAAUAAAACAUUAAACGUUAAAGAAACUUCCUUAUACAAGAUUGCCUUCAAACAGCUCGGGGGUUAGAUAACUCCACACCCUCCAACAUUUCUCCAGUGAAAAUAGGGACAUCCUAAGGAAAAGUGGGACAUUCUGGGAUCAAAUCAGAAACCGGGAUGACUUCUUUAAAUCAGGGACGUCCCUGGAAAAUAGGGCAUUUGGAGGGUCUGGAAGGCAGAUGCAAUGUAGGUGUUGAGCAGUUUCCUCUGUCGCCCAGCAGCAUUUCUCUGUCUUCUCCACAUUGAGGAUCUACUAAUUUGCUUGUUCUUCCUCUUUCUUUGAACAUAGCCAAAUAAACCUUUUAAUACUAUUUUUAACCUCUCUUGCAAGCCUGGCCUCAUUCUAGACUUUUCCCCUCCUGACCUCCCUGCAGCUGUUGGCUGCUUGAGUAUACGCUUCCUUCGUUAUUCCCCCUUUCUUCCAUUUCUUAUACAUGCCCUUCUUAAAUCUCAGCUCCUUAUGCAUUACCUUUAAAUCAGACUUGGACCAGACCGCCCUUCAAAGAGUGGGCUGUCCUCUGUAAAGUAGGACACAUGCUGACCUGACCCAUUGGUGGACCACAGCACAUGACCGGAAAGUUGGUCAACAUUGGAUGAGUUGUGGCUUCUCUUUAUCCCUGUGUAGAAAUCUCAAGGGUCACCUCACUGCUUUCCCCACAGUUGCCCACCCUGCUGUCUCAAGCAGGGGUCUGCAGGUAGAUCCAAUUAGACCGCCUCCAGUAUUUGGACACAGGGCUCUCUCUCGUGGGCUUGCUGAGCCAGGCCUGGUGGCCUUUGUUCUGAGCUUUGUCAGAGGCAUUUUGAAGCAGCAAGAGCUGCAUUAUGAAACCAGAUUUGAGACAGGAUUUGCAUGCCUAUCUUGCAAUUUCCAUCCAGUCACAAGCCUUCCUCAAUGGUCACACCAUCCUUUCACUAAGGAAAGUCCAAUCUGUGUGCAGACACAUUGCGCCAUUGCCUCAAAACUGAAUUUCCCACUUUCAUCUUUGCCUUUAACGCAUGUCUGGGGGCACAUCUAUGCUAUCAGUUUAAAAUUGUUUUAACCGCCCUGGUUUCCUCGAAGAAACCAGGUGACUGCAGUUUCCUAGGCUGGGUGUGUGGAGAUAAGCACCUGCACCACAGCCAUGCAAUUCUCUGCACAGAGCUAUGGUUCCCAAGAACCACAAGAGAGCCAGUGUGGUGUAGUGGUUAAGAGUGGUAGACUCGUAAUCGGAUGAACCGGGUUCACGUCUCCGCUCCUCCACAUGCAGCUGCUGGGUGACCUUGGGCUAGGCACACUUCUCUCAGCCCCACUCACCUCACAGAGUGUUUGUUGUGGGGGAGGAAGGGAAAGGAGAAUGUUAGCCACUUUGAGACUCCUUAGGGUAGUGAUGUCAAAUCCAAACUACUCCUCCUCCUCCUCCUCCUCCUCCUCCUCUUCUUCUUCUUCACAAGUGUAGCAUGCCAAAAUCCUUCUAUGCUGUUUCUUUUCCACAACCAAGGCAAGUGGGAUGGAAUGGUUUUUCUUGCCUGCUUCGAAAUGGCAUUUGGACUAUCCUGCCCCCUCUUUCCCUCCCACUCCCAGUUACAUCUCCCCUCCUCCUGGGCCAGCCCACCCAUAAGGUGGGGACAGGUAGCUGCCUUGGGCACAGGUGGCAUCUCCCCUUGGGCACCUCACUGCCUCUGCUGCUGGUGCAGAAAUGGUUCCAGAAGCAGUGCCAGCUUUUGGCAAGAUCUCGCUGGAAGCUGCCACCAUGCAACCCAGGCAGGGGAGACUGUGGUGGUGGUGCUGGGGAGCCCACGGAGGCACUGCCUCUUUGGCUGCUGCCCCCCCCCCCCAAUUAGCAUACCGUAGAGUUCUGGUGCUCUAAAUUCAGGAGGUGGUUGCAGCUAGCAACCCACUGCACUAAUCCAUGGUGGAUUUAAUUCUGAUGGGAAAGGUAGGGCACUUAGAUGCCCAUUUAAGCUGUGAUUCUCAGCAACUUGGAUUCAGAGGCAUGAUGCCUUCGACAGUGGCAACUGAAUAUCCCCCAUCAUUGCUAGUAGCCUUUGACAGCCCUCUCCUCCGUGAAUUUGUCUAAUUCUCUUUUAAAGCCAUCUAUGCUAGCAGACAGGGUUCCUUCCUGUGGGAGUGCGUUCCAUAGUUCCUUAUGCACCACAUUCUUUUAUCUGCCCUGAAUCUUCCAACAUUCGGCUUCAUUGGAUGUUCCUGAAUAAUGGUGUUAUGAGGGAGAGCUGUCCAUUUAUUCCCACCCCCUGCUUCCAGCUACUUGCUGCCUGGGGCACAAGCCUAAGGCACAUAUUUGCAUGUGGCAAUUUGCAUCUUGGGCCAGUCACACUUCUCUGAAGUCUCUCAGCCUCACUCACCUCACAGAGUGUUUGUUGUGGGGGGAGGAAGGGAAAGGAGAUUGUUAGCCACUUUGAGACUCCUUAGGGUAGUGAUAAAGCGGGAUAUCAAAUCCAAACUCCUUCUUCUUGCAGCAUGUGCUCGGGGUUUUUAUGGCUAGAUGCCUCUGAGCCAACUGAGAUGGCUAGGGGCUGGAAUUUCCCAAGCAUGGCACUUUUGCAGUGUGUGUGUGUGUAUGUGUGAGCAAACCUUUUUAAAGGGUCAGGAGAACCAGGAUUUGACAAUGGCCCAAAUUUAGAGGGAAGAGCAAUGGUGAAAGUGGCCAGGGUUACUGCACUGAAUUUCAUUUUCUUUAAACCCCCCCCCCCAGCUUAUUGCAUUAAUAUUCCAAUCCUCCCUCCGCAAAGAGUUUAAGGCUGGCAAACAUGUUUCUCUGCUCUGACCUAUUUUAUCCUCACAACAACCCUCCGCUGUGGGUUAGGUAGAAAGACUGGCCUGAGAACAACCAGCAAACAUCGUGGCUGAACAGGAGAUUUGAACCAACAUCCUAACCCUGGGUAGGCAAACUAAGGCCCCGGGGCCAGACCUGGCCCAAUCGCCUUCUAAAUCCGGCCUGCGGACAGUCCAGGAAUCAGCAUGUUUUUACAUGAGUAGAAUGUGUCCUUUUAUUUAAAAUGCACCUCAGGGUUAUUUGUGGGGCGCAGGAAUUCAUUCUUCUUCUUUUUUCAGAAUAUAGUCAGGCCCCCCACAAGGUCUAAGGGACAGAGUACUGGCUCCCUGCUGAAAAAGUUUACUGACCUCUUUCCUAACCAAUACACCACAUUGGGUUCUACUAUAUUUUAUCUACCCAGAGUGAAGCUAAUGUCAAGCUUCAGUUGUGAUAUCUUGAGAUUUCAUAUAUGAUAGAAGGGGGAAAUGCCAGAGAAAGCCAUCUCCCCCCACCUCCUCCUCCUGCUUGCAAAAGACGUUUUGCAGAGACUUCUGCUUUUCUGGUUCCUGUCUAUUAUUUCCCCUUCUGUGUUUAGCAGAAUUCUCAUCGAGGGUCAGGACCACAGGCGGAAAGACAGAGGCAACCAGGAGGUGCAUCUCUCGCUGCAAGUCGAAACGGACAGGUCAGGAGAAAUUCUGGGUCUGGACAGGGAAUUGUAGUGUGUAACACCAUACAUUUAAAGCACAUCCCCCCGCCCCCCCCCCCCCAAAUACUGUGAAUGGUCCUUUUUUUUUUUUAAAGCUGCCCUGAAUUGUAAGAGGCAAGCUACCAUUCCUUGGGGCAGAAAAUGUGCUUAAGAUGUGUUUUAAAGGCAUGGUGCAUACACCGUCCAAAAUGUCUUAGUUGUCUUUACUUUGAACCCCACCCAAAGCGGUAAAGGUUCACAAGAAGAGGUUUAGUAAGCAGAUGUUUGGGAGGUUCUUUUGAGGGUGGGUGGGCAGAGCCAACCCUACUAUUGGGCAGGGUGAGGGAGCUGCUUCAGGCGGAAAGCUCAUUUAAGGUGUUGUGUCAAAAUAACUUGCCUUGCUUUUGGUACUAUGCAUGUGUGUGUGUGUGCGUGCCAUUUCCUGCUCCACCUCAAGCACCAAAAUGUCUUGGGCUUGCCCUGGUUUUGAAGAAGGCUUUUCUCUCUCUCUUUCUCUCCCAAUCUCAGAGAAAGGAGCAAAAGAGGCUGUUUUCCCCCAGGGCGACUAUUGCAGAACAAAACUCAGCCAAGAGUAGGAGGGUCCUGGGACGGGUCGUUCUCCUGUUUCUUGCAUUUAUUAUGCAGGUGCAACAACACACAACAAAGAGCUCAUCCAGACUAGCAUUUGCACUGUGUUUCUAGGCUCAGGUCUUUGCUUUCAAGCUCCCUGCUGGAGCACUCCCCCUAGUUUCUCUCAGUGCUCAUUUCCCCAGUCUUUAGUUCUCCACAUUUCCACAUCAUUGAGGGCUUAUCCUCUCCUUCAAGCUGCUAUUUGCCUCACAAGGGCGACAAAUAGCAACCAGAGAUCAGCAACCAGAGAUGAGGAAUGAGGAACAACAUGGAGGGAGACAGAGGGAAGUAACAUGGACGGGGACAUCUGCCUUUCCUUGAUGAUGCUGGGGUCCCCAUCUAUUUCAGGGGACCCUAUCGACUGUUUUGAAACAGAGAUCUCCUGGAUCACAUGUCAUUUGGCUGUUGGAUGAAGAGAUUAGUUAAAUAUGAGCUCUUUGAAUAUGUCUAGAAGAAGAAGAAAAAGAAGAAGAAGAAGAAGAAGAAGAAGAAGAAGAAGAAGAAGAAGAGUAGUAGUAGUAGUAGUAGUAGUAGUAGUUUGGAUUUGAUAUCCCGCUUUAUCACUACCCGAAGGAGUCUCAAAGCGGCUAACGUUCUCCUUUCCCUUCCUACCCCACAACAAACACUCUGUGAGGUGAGUGGGGCUGAGAGACUUCAGAGAAGUGUGACUGGCCCAAGGUCACCCAGCAGCUGCAUGUGGAGGAGUGGAGAUGCAAACCCGGUUCCCCAGAUUACGAGUCUAUCGCUCUUAACCACUACACCACACUGGAGAUGUGUAUGUUUAAAAUGUUCAUUGGCAUUGAAACUGUGCAUCCUGACUGAAUAGCUCCUGGAUCCCGAACAGAAUCAAGCUUUUCUGGGUCAAUCUAGAAUUGGUCCAGAGCUGGUCAGGGUAGCCCUGGAUCACCCGGGAGGGGGGCAAUUGUGUCCUUCUUCCUCUUCAGUCUUCUCCUUCUUCCUCACUCAUUGUUGUCCAAAAAACACAAACAAGCAGAUGCACUUGGCUCUUCAGCUUGGAUUCCACAGCGGCCUUCUCAUCAGGGUGUGAGCUACCUCAUGUGUUUGACUCCACUGGUGCCUGUGCAAAGCGACUGGCUCCACUCAGUGUGUGUGUGUGUGUGUGUGUGUGUGUGAGUACCAGUAUGGAGACUCCCUCAGCUUUCCCGCACCCCCUCAUAAAAAAGCGUCCUGAGCUCAUAUGCUAGUAGAGGGCAGGAUCAGAGAAUCAAAUGGUCUGCCACUGGGCCUGGUGGCUGAUGCCAGCUCCCCACAGAGCACGUCCUUGGCGAACCUUGCCAUUUUCCAUUCUGUGGACAUAACCAGCGUAGAUGUCACUGAGACAGGAGCGCAAGCAUGCUGGGAAUGUUAGAAAUGGGGAAACUGAGACUGGGGCUGGUGGCCCUUGCGAGCCUGGCAUCUGAGCUCAUGCUAGACUGUGGCAUUGGAAUGAGAGACUUUGCGGCUAAUGCUGCUUCCACAUUUUGAUUCUUUCUGAAACUAUGGGUUCUGAGUAUCUUCCCUGCUUCAGCCAGCGCUGCUCACUUAGUGCCUCAUGCUUCUCUUCUCUUCUUUCUUUGCCCCAGAGCUCCAGCCUCAGAAAGAAGCCUCCGGUUCAAAAAAGAUGCCCAGAGGCAGAAGGACGAUACAACUCAUGAACCUUCCCUGGGGGAUGAAGAGCCCAGUCUCAUUGAUGCCAAUGGUGACACUGUUGAUCCUUCCCUUUCUCUGCAAAGGUAGAUAUGGUUCACAACAACACUGGGGAACCUUCACCCUUUCCAGAUAAGUUAGACUCUAGAUGUUAUCGGCCUCAGCCAGCUCAGCCAACCCUCAAGGAAGAUGGGAUCUGGAGUCCCUCAACUUGUGAAGGCUCACAUUUUCUCCACCCUUGGUGUACAGAAAUGAGAAAAUGUGUUCUUCUGAGUGUUGCUUCCUAAGAGGGAGGGACCAAGGCUGAGUUUGGAAACGGACUGCUUGUGAUGAAAGGGCUGGUGCCGUGCUGUUUUUAUUGUAGUUAUCUGUAUAUUUUAAAGUGUGUGUUUGUGUGUAUAUAGCUUUAAUGUUUUAUUGGUUUUAAUUAUUGGGUUUUUUAAAACGUUUUUAGCUGUUCUUAUUUUUACCUUUAUGCCACCAUGAGUCCCUGUCAGGAAAAAGGUGGGGAAUGAAUGAAUGAAUAAAUUGCAAAAAAAAUUAAGAAAAAAAUUCCCAGGUUAAACCCGAGCAUCUCCACAAACUGGGAGAGGUUCCUGUCUGGGACACUGGAAAGGCACCACCCAUCGGAGUAAAUCUAGAUGGACCAGUGGAUGGACUCAGCAUAAGGCAGCUUCUGAUCAGGUCCAGGUUUUGGGUGGUCCUUGAUCAAGACACCCUCCAUGCGUGCCCCUUCCUCACAGAGUCUCCCUCUCACUGCAGGAGCUCCAGAGGGUUCUUAUCAUUGAGUCCCUACUGGGAUAAGGGCUCAUGACAGACACCCAACCAUGCCACCUCCUGAGGCCAGCCCUGCUUCCUAUGUACCUCAUAGGUUUUGCUCACUUCAUGGUUUAUUUUAAGAGUGAAGAAUUUGAAAACUUGGAAAUGAUGAGUCCUGAGUACAAAUGGCAGGAAGAGUUCCAGUGUGAGGCCCAAGGAGCACUGGAAUAUCCCUGGUUCGGGGUCCUUGGCCAGGGGACCUGAGAGCACCUUCCUCCUUCUGAGUGUGUGGCACCUGCUAGAAACUCACACCUGAAUGUCCUCCUCCUUCUUGCCCAGGGAAAUGCUUACCCCUGAGGUCCUGCUACUGUGGUGGGUGGUUGGGAAGUCCUGGGACUGGAGACCCACCACAAUCGCCAGGCACUGCUGCUCCAGACAACCCUUGAUGUUUUGGUGCUGUUGACUGUGCAGAGUGUUCUUCUCGAGGUGUACAGUAUGCUGGCAAGAGGGUCAGCUGCAAAACUGGUCUUCGCUAAGCAUCAGCCCACAAACCAGUGAACACAUUCCUUCUUUCCUUUGGCAGGUCUGCAGAGUCAAUUCCCGGGAUAUGAACUUAAAGCGCUAGAGGCUGUCACCGUGCAGAGAGGUCUCUGCGUUCACAUUCCCUGCAACUUCACUUAUCCCACUUCUCAGUAUUCUGCGGAAUUAUACGUCUACUGGAUUAAGAACGAUCAUGCUGGGUCCACCUGGCGUCGCUACACCCGGAAUUCCGUUGCUGGUAUUAUUGUUGCCAGUAAUGACAAGGAUCAAAGCAUUGCCUCAUUUGCUGGGAAUCGUUUCCAGUUGACUGGAAAUCCAUCAGAAGGUGACUGUUCCUUUAGCAUCAAUGAUGUUAAGUUUGAGGAUGAAGGGCAGUACUAUUUUCGAAUUGAGAAAGGAACCAUAAAAUUCAGCUAUCGUUUUUCUUUUAUUUCACCUCAUGUUUCUGUGACAGGUAAGAGGUUUCCUACUUCUUUAUUUGCUCCCUCAUUCCCUGUUUUGUGCUCUUUCAUGCUGUAAAGGGGGGAAAGGCUCUGCCUACAAAUAUGCCUAGACCUCUGGACAUUAUGCUGAUGUGAAAGGGACAGGAGGUACAAGUGCUCCAUGCUUCCUGUUCCUCUCCAUUGUUGUAACGUCAAAAUUAGAUCAUUUGCAUCUCCAAAUGUCUGAAUACUUUACACAGCUCACUAGAGGGAAGAACUCUCUUGUGGAUUCUGUGCUGACAAUUUGGAGAAACAGGAAACUGGAGGCAUUUUCUCCUUCACUUCCAGCUGCAUCCCAUCACCUGCUUCUUCUCCUUCCCCAGCAUCUCUCCACAGCUUCCUCAAUGGCAGGAGAAGCAGAGAGGUAUUCUCUUGCCACCUUUGAAAUCAGCCUCAGUGCAGAUCUGAAACAUUGUCCUAAUCCACUGCAUCCUCUAUUCUAGGACCAGAGGGUGCUUUGGGUGGGGGACAUUUCUUUCAUUCAUGGGCCUCAUUCCAGGGGCCACAUGCAAGUGGUGGGCAGGGCCAGAAGCACACAUGGACGGAGCCUCUAGCAAAUGUGGGCAGAGCAACAGGCGUGCCUCUUAUCUUGUCCAGGCCUCAAACUCAGGUCACUUUCCCAUAGCUGACUAGUUUUAAGGUUGUGCACAGAGGGUUGAGGCACAGGGCUAAAAUUAGGGGCACUUUGCUCCUCCCCUGUUUCUCCUGCUGCUGUUCUGCACAGAGCUAAGCCUUGAUUUGGCUUAGCAUGGAGGUGGAGAACCUUCCCCUUGCUGGUGUGGGGCAGGUGGUUUUACAGGAGAUUAAGCCUUAGCUUAAUGUCUGAGCCCCAAACAAACCAUGAGCAGUUAGCUAAAAAGCAAGCCUAUGCUACAGCUCAUGGUUUCUUUUGGAGAGAAACAAAUCUUGAACCUGAGUUUAGAUCAAUGGUUCCCAAUUAGGGGUCCGUGGAAUACACACAGGGCCUCCACGGCCCUAUCGCUUGCCUUUCCCCCAACUCAUUUUUUUGCCAUUUUUGCAUGGUAUUUCACAAAUCUUAUGGUCUGUUUUAGCACUCCGCAAUUUUUCAAUAUAUUGGUUAAAACUGGUUUUGAAAUCACACCGUGAUAAUGAUUUCGACCCAGCAAUACGUAGCAGUAUAUCACUCCCCAUACAAGGAAGAGCAGGGCAGCUGAUUUCAAGGCACCACCCAAAUCGCAGGAUGAUUUCAGCCGAUCCCUCUGCUGAUCUGAGCUGCCUUCCCUCACACCGAGGGAGACCAGGGCAGCCGAUUGCGAGGUGCUGCCUUCUCCUCACGCUGAUGGAGAACAGGGCAGCUGACUGCUCUCACUUCAAGGAAUUGUGGCACUACCUUCCCCUGGCACGGACUCAGAGCAGCUUUUCUUAGUCAGCAGGAAAGCAGCAGCAGCCACAGUGGAUGUGCUUCUUCACUGGCUGCCCCCCUGAUUGUGGCUUGAUGCACCCCACCCCCUCAAACUCAAACCAUGCAGUGGGGGUGACCUCGCUUCCUCUCCUCCCCCCAGCCAUCCAAUCUCUGCGGCUGCUCUUUCCCUCAUCCCCAUGUCCAAUCUCCAAUUUCAGACAUCGUGAUAUAUCAGAACAUUGUGAUGUUUAGCUGCUGAUAUAUCACAAUGUUGAAUAACAGAUAUCUCUCAGCCCUAGUCUGUUUUUUUUAGUACACCUAAAAUGCUUUGCUUAUUAAAGGCUACCCCACAUUUUGUUCAAAAAAUUGCUUUGCAGAGGUAACUACCAUAGAGCUAUCAAAAUGUUCAAAAGUAGGGGGACUGUGGCUUGGCUUUUGGAAAAUAGGGGGUCCUUGUUGUUGUUGUUUAGUCGUGUCCGACUCUUCGUGACUCCAAGGACCAGAGCACACCAGGCACUCCUGUCUUCCACUGCCUCCCGCAGUUUGGUCAGACUCAUGCUGGUAGCUUCGAGAAGACUGUCCAACCAUCUCGUCUUCUGUCGUCCCCUUCUCCUUAUGCCCUCAAUCUUUCCCAACAUCAGGGUCUUUUCCAGGGAGUCUUCUCUUCUCAUGAGGUGGCCAAAGUAUUGGAGCCUUAGCUUCAGGAUCUGUCCUUUCAGUGAGCACUCACGGCUGGUUUCCUUAGUAAUUAGUUAAUUGGGAACCACUGGUUUAGAUUAACAUUCUGCCAAACCAUGGCUUAGCUCCUGGCAACAUGGCAGGAGCAAAACACCUUUGAUUUGGGUCCCCUGCACCAACACAGUGUGCAUUCACCUUCAAACAAUAGUUCAUCUAGGUUUAAGGUGAUAUGAAAGCCAGGCUUGUGUUGGCUACAUGGCAUUCAGGGAAAUGUCAGCUGUUUCUACAUGGUCAUCCACCUCUUUCCAUUCAGACAAGCUAGACUCAUUACACAGUUCAACAACCCAUUCGGGGAGAAGGUGUGUGCAUGGAGGGGGUGGGGAGUGUGGCCAGGGGAGUUCUGGAUUUGUUCCAUGUCUCCUAGGUGGAAUCUACACACAUAUAAAAAAACGCUGAGGAAUUUUUUUUUAAUCCACUGAAUUUGCCAUGGCUCACCAUCACCAUCUAGUGUCACAUUUGUAUAUUGCACUUUGCAACACACUUGAAACGUUUUAUUUGCAACAGUAUAGCUGAGCCCCUAGAAAUUGCCCUCUCCAAGCUCUUCACUCCACGGCAAAAGAUAUGCAGACCUGCUUCCUAUUCCCCUGUAUGCAAGUGAGCAGUUUGGGUGGGUGGCCAUUUGCUUCAGAAAAAAUAGUUCAAGGGUUAAGUGACCCCUUCUCAGCCUGUGCUCCUCUUUUGAUGAAAGACAGAUCCCUCCUGUGGCUGCUGCAUUCAAGGUGUUGUUUUUCCUCUUUUCUUUCUGUGUCUCCCAAAUCGCAUCUGGCUUCAUCCUCCAAUUUCAGGAUCCUGAGUAUCAAACAUCAUGUUCAGCAGCAUAGUGGCAGCCAUCAAGAUUUCUCUCUCUCCAGGCUGAGUCCACAAUGAGCAGAAACACUGACCAACAUUGGUAGAGAAAGCAGACCAUUGCAUGGGGAAUCAGUCUACUAAGGGAGAGAGUUAUUGUUAAAGGACAAAUGAAAGAAUGGCAGGAUUUGCCGCAAAGUGGGGUAUAAAGUAAUGCUGGUGACCAUCCAUAAUUCAGGACUCCUGUAUCCUGUACCCUAGUUACUUUAGUCUCUGAAUUUUCUUCUGAUCCCAUCCUGGGGACUUUGCUUUUCUCAGAGCUGGCAAAGCCAAAGAUCCUGAACUUAUCAGAGGUGGUUUUGGGGAAGAGCGUCACUCUCAUCUGCCAGGCACCAGGGACCUGCCCAUGGAAAGAAUCAUGGAGCCAGCCUAAGAUCUCAUGGAGUAAUUUGCCAGGAACAACAACUGCACAGAACCAUCAGCACAGCAAUGGGAGCUGGACCUUUGCUUCUGGCUUCACCUUCACACCUAUUUCGCAGGAUCAAGGCAGAGCCCUCACUUGCCGUGUCAGAUACCCUGCAGUUGAUACAACAGUUGCGAAUACAAUCUCUCUUGAAGUGGUCUGUGAGUAGCUCCCAUAGCUCAGUACUGCUUCCCCCUCCCAUGAAUGGCCAAAAGUUCUUUCUACCCCAUGCAAGCUAAUUUACUCCUUUCAUGCUCCCCCUCACUGUUUUCUUAUGUUUCAGACCCACCUCAGGACAUCAGAAUCACAAGGCCUGGACACCCUGGUGAGAUACAAAACUCUUUAGUGUUUUUGCACAACCCCAUCCUCACUGAGCUCUGCUGCGCAGCCAAUGGCUGCUCAGGGAUCUCAGAGUGGGAAUUGUGCAGGAGGAAGGGUUUUAGAGAUGGCUGGGAGUUGGGGCAGAGCCCAGGAUGGUGGUUUGGAGGGGAGUUGAAGACAAACUGGAUGGUAACAGGGAGGAGCUGGGCUCAGUGGUUCUUUCCAGCAUCCAUGCCAUGCCAUGCACACAACCUUGCACCCGAACCAAAAUUCACUCCCCACCGUAGCACCCUUCCGGCUCUUGACCUGAGUCUCCUUUUUUAAUUGCCGUGGGGUUUCUAUUUAAUGGGACUGUUCUAUUGCCUAUUUCAAUUGUGGGUGUUUAUAUUUUAAUGUUUGCGUAACUGGUUUUUGUACUUUUUAAGCCAUUUAGAAUCCUAUGUUGGCAGUAAGUGGUGUAUUAAAGUGGAAUGAGAAGGAAAAGAAAUGGGCCCAAGUCUUCCCAGUGGAAGGCAAAACAGUGGAUAUUAUUAUUAUUAUUAUUAUUAUUAUUAUUAUUCUCUUGCCAGUUGAACUUGCAGAGAAAUGAGGGGAUCAUCUCUCUUUUUGCAAAACUAUGGCCCAAAGCUGUCUUGAACCAAUUAUAAUUAAUAAUCAUUGUAAAGAUUUGAAUCCCCACUUCUGCAGACCUGGUGUCAACCAUCCUUCUUCAAAAUACACAGGAACAUCUCAGCACUGAAUGAGGAUUCCUUAGCCUCAGGCAUCCCAGGACCUAUUGUGAUCUAAUUGCAUUUCUCUUACAGAUUUCUCCGCACAGAAAGAAAAGCUGGUGGUCCGAGAAGGUGACACCGUCAGCUUGCUUUGUGAAGCUCAGGGCAAACCUAUUCCCUCUGUGACAUGGAUGAAGAAGAACAAGACCCUAAACAACCAUAUGCAGGGCAGUAAAGAAACUCUUCAACUGUCCAACAUUAAAUCAGAGGAUGCUGGGAUGUAUCAAUGUCAGGCAGAGAAUCUACAUGGCUCAAUCAGGAAGAAUAUUUCAGUGAUUGUGCAAUGUAAGAGAUGGGGAGCGGGAAGUUCCUUGGGGCAUUAACCUAGGAAACUCCAUUGUAUGCUAAGUGGCUUGACCUGCAACUAAUACCAGCAUGCUUCCACUAAGGGGACCUCUGCAAAUGUACACAGCUGUGGCUGCAUUGUACAGUGUGUCAGCCUAGUAGUGUGAGAUGCAGCUUUUGACAGCUUCAUCACAAGUUCAGGAACCCCAUGAUGAGCUUACAUAUUUGCAGAAGCUUUCUAAGAAGUUAGUUUCAGGAUGCAUAAAUGCAGCUCCAGGGGCAAAACCACAAAUUCAAGUCACUGAACAUACCGGUAACUCUUGUCUGAAAUUUGUGGAAGUAUCCUCAUUCACCAGGAGAGGGCAUAUUUAUGCAACCUCUCAUCAGAAUGACAGCUCUCUAAUAUUAAAUGCAAAGGCCAAACUUAGAAGUUUCUGUUCACAUAUCUGUCCUGCCAUAAAGCAGGAUAUGUAGGAUGUGGCUUUGAUGUUUCAGAAGAAAAGCUCUGUAUGGACAAUGGAGGAGAUUGGCUGGAUGUCCCUCUCCCACUGCCCAUCUUCUGUUGCUUCAAGACCUUUUUGUCUAAUGAGCAUCUCAUGAAGGAAUAUCCCCAGGUGGCAAUGGUCUCACUGUUUGCUACCUGGAGAUGCAGAACAUAGUUCCUUUGCUUAUCCAAUGAAAAGGCUGCCAUAAGGAUGCUGCUUGUGGGGACCUAAGUCGUUUUGCAAAGUAAUUUCUCUUCCCCUUCUUUGGUACCAUGUGAUAGCCUCAUAGGUGGGCCUUGUGUUUAGCUGUUGGGGUGUUGCACAACCCAAUACUCUAAUAUUCAUUUGGCAAACUGAGAAUCUGCAUUGUCUUUUUUAUGAGCAAUUUUCUGGUCAUCGUGGUGUGUUUGUGUGUGUAUACAGUGCUUUUUUUUAAUUUUUAGGGGUACUCUCUUUCCCCUACUCAUAUUGAAAUACUGCCAAACUUAGAUUCACAAAAUGUUUAGGGGUAUGCAUCCCCCUGCAUCCCCCCAGAAAAACCCCCACUCUGUGUGUGUGUGUGUGUGUGUGUGUAGCUUAGAAAAGGAUUUAUGCCCUUCUUCUUUCUCUAUUCCCCUCUGUUUCCUUUUUCAAAAAAUGCAAUAAUCUGAUUAGCAAUGACGACGCUAAUAGGAACAGAAUAAAGUAAACAUUUGACAAGCAGAAUGUCACCGGCUAAGUUUUACUCCGAGUAGAUCCAUUGAAAUCAAUGGACUUUAGGCAUGUUAAUUCAUGUCAAUGAGUCUACUCUGUGACAGAUUAGCACUGGGAUACAACCCCAAAUCCACCGAGAUUAUGGACAAUGGAGGGCAGACCUGGAUCUGAAUAGGAGGUAAAAGACGCAGCCUAGAUUGCAGUCUCAACAGUGCAGUGUUUUUGUGUCAAAAUAUGGUGCUUUUUCAUCUUGCUCUGUCUGCUCUGUGUACACUGGGCAGGGGAAGGGCACUUUCCUGGACGGUCAUUGCUGACCCUACCUUUCCAGCGGACAGUACAGGCUGAUCCGUUUGGGGUGAACGGGGCACUGACCCACCAACCUCAGUCCAUCCUUAGACAGCCCCUACUGGCUGCCUUCUUACUUACAACCAGCCUAAGGGGUGUCCCGGGCUGCCAGCUUUCUCCUCCUUGGUCUCCAUUUUACCCUUCUAGAGCUCAGCAGGGCAGACGAGAAUAGCAAUAUAACUGGAUUUAGUUGGCUCUACCUGUCUCUGGCUCCACCUCUCAUUGCUUCUGGAUCUGCUUGCCAUUGGUGGUCUCCCUCCCUUCCAGCUAGCCGGUCCCAGUGCCACCAGAAGGCCCUUUCUUGCACAGCAACGGGCCUCUCAUUCACCCAUGUAAAGGCUCUUCUCUUGUUGAUUCAACAUUGAUAUGUCUGUUCCAGAUCGCCCAAGGACAAUGACGUUCAAUGUCACCCAUGCACACAGGAGGGACCCAGCACUAGCUCGAGGUACCAGAGAGUUUUAGGGUGCAAAAGUCAGCGCACGGAUCCUUUCUCCUCUGGAGGAUAAGGCUGGCUUCAGCGGGGCAGCUGCUGUUUCACAGACAUGACGGCACUUUCCUGUGAUUACAGGUUGCCCCAGGGAAGUAGCCAGUGGCUCCCAGUUGACGGUUCAGGAAGGCAACUUAUUGCGGCUGCUCUGCAAGGCCGAUAGCAACCCUGCAGCCACUACGAGCUGGUUCAAGGAAGGCAGGGCCUUGGAGAAGCUGCCAGAUGACUGGUUGGAGCUGGUCAAUGUGAAAGCAGAGGAUCAGGGUGACUACAGGUGCCAGGCUCAGAACGCCAUAGCUUCUGCUGAGGGAUUCCUCCACCUCCUUGUGGAAUGUGAGUGAGGGAGUCAGGGUUUGGGUCAAGCACUGGGACUCCCUGCUGCAGGGGAACUGUUAAGGGUGCUGAUCUCCCAUGCUACAGGACACCCCUUGUCCUCUGCUGGGCUGCAUUUGAGGUUCAGUGUGAAAACACCAAGUGAGAUUUACAUCCCACCCAAAUAGCUGCCUAGAGUAGUGCUCCUAUUUAGGGAGGCCAACUCCCUUUUUCAUUAAGGGGUUCUACUAGCAGAAUGGGCAGAAGAAACCCAUUCAGUGCCUCUUUUGCUAUUGUUGCUGCCCCGUGACUGGAAAAGCCCAGGCCACAUUGUUUGUGGUGGACUCUCCUUCCUUUGAGGCUGGGUGGCCGUCUGUCAUGGCUGUUUUAGUUGAGAUUCUUGCAUUGCAGGGGGUUGGACUAGAUGACCCUUGGCAUCCCCUCCAACACUAAGAUUCUAUGAGACACAGCUCUUAAGUUCUUGUAAACCAUUCCUGUAAAUUCUGUUUUUAUUUUCAAACUGGACACAAGGGGGAAAGAAACUCCCUGCCUUCUGAACCAAGCUGAAGCAGGAUUUUACCUUAUGCGACAGAGUAGGGAACUAGGGUGGCAGCAGUAUCUGCUCCCGCGUGCCUCCAGUGGAUGAAUUGUGGUAUUGCAGCUGGUGCAGUCAUUAGCUAAAUCGGAAUGUGUUCUUCACCUUGGCUACUUGAUUCUCUGCAGAUGCCCCCAAGCUCAGCAAAAAACCCCAGAAAAACACUACCUGUUGGCGUAAGGACCAUGACAUCCUCUGCAACUGUUCCCUGCACUCCAAGCCUCUACCUCAGAUCCAUUGGCAAGUGGGCGGGAUGACUGUAGCUGAGAACACCAGCACGGCAGACCUGAAAGUCUCUUCGUCAGUCCAGAAGAAUGAGGUCACCAGCUCCCUAAUUUGGACAGGUAGCCCGGAUGGCGACCUCAGCAUCAUCUGUCUUGGGAACAAUUCUCUGGGAGUCUACACCAUGCAAUUCCUCCUUGGUUCCUUGAAAACAGGUGAGACUCCACCAGACUGAGAAAUCCUGACUUUUGCAGCCCUGAUGAUAUUGGAAAACCCCAAAGAGGUUGUAGCUAUGCACCCUGAUUCUAAAGUACAUUUAAUUACAAGUGAACCUCAUUUAUUUCUGUAGAUCGGGGAUUGCCAGAAUGGUGUCUCCACCCAUUUCACCCUUACUGAAAAAUGAUGCCAAUUAAAACUAGCAUCUUAAUUUUUUCAUUUAUUUUGUGUUACCUGUUUGUGUUAAAUCACCUAGAGAUGUUUAAAAAUAAAAUGAGCAGCAAAUGAUGAUCAUUGUCAUCAUCAUCAUCAUCAUCAUCAUCAUCAUCUGCUUUUGGGAAAUGAAGGAAGGAGGAUGGGGACCAGGAUUUCUGAUUUCCAAUCCCAGUUUUCUUUGAGAUCUUGGUUUAUCAUUGCAGGCGCAGGAAGCCAUUCGGCACUGCUCCUCUCUGGGCUGUGUGGGGCUUUGCUGGCAGCGGUUGUCUUCCUGCUCUGCCUGGGCCUGAUCAAGUGAGUUUAUCCUUCUCUGAUCUCCCUCCCUCCACCUGGUUCUCAACAACAGGCCACUGUUCUACUGGCCUGACCAUUGAAACCACCUUCUGGCAGGCAACUUCUGUCAAUCCUGAGAAGUCAAGCCUGGACAGCUCAGUUAGUUAGAGUUUGGGAAGGAAUGGGAGAUGCAAAGUUAUCGUGGGGACGGAUGACAGGAGAUGACUUAGAAUGAAACCAAAGCCAUCAGGUUGUGUCCAACUAAGUUCUACUCAGUGGACCCACUGAAAUGAAUGAACCAACGUUGAUCAUAUCAGUUGACUUUCAAUAGGUCUACUCUGAGUAGGACCAGCACUGGCUACAACAAGAUAUGAGUUUUGAUGAGGGCUGUAGAGGAAGAGAGAGAAAGACCUGCAUGCAGGUCUUAUAAUCACAGGGGUGUAUGAGAAUCUUACCAUGUUCUGGCCAUUUUGAUCUUAGGUUUUAUAAGAAGAGGAAAGCAACUCUGAAAGCAGCCAUCCCAGAAGCUAUGGAUUCUGCUAAUUAUGUAAACUCUGCCAAUGGAGGGCAGCAGAGAGCCAACAACUUCAGCCUGAUCUAUAGCAACAUUUUACCUCAGGUAUGCAUCCCAUGUAGCUUUGCUCUUCUGCAACCUCUUAGGCCUCCUGAGGUAAGUAUUUAUUUUUAUUUUUUUGGAGGGGGUGCUUCAUCACAGAGAGCAGGUGCACAAGAUGUUUAAGUGCUUUAAAGGUAUGUUGCAAAGGGGGGUCUUUUUCACAACAUCUCUCUUCCCUUUCAGGGUCAAAGAUCACCCCAUGUUGGCACGCCUAAAGCAGCUGGAGAGAGGACCCCCAAACCCAGGCAAAUCCCCAGACCUCCCAGUCCGAGUGCUGAGGAACCAGAUGAGGUUCACUACACAACUGUGGCAUUCAAAAGCAAGGGACCUCCACCCCCAGUGGAAGAGUCUGUGGAAUAUUCAGAAAUCAGACGGGAAUAAAAAAAAAACACACCUUGUUUCCCAAUAGGAGAACAAUCCCAUCAUGAUGGAAGGGUGUUAUUUGACUGAAAAGAGGAGCUGGGUAUGAAAAGUGAGCUGGACUUCAAGAAUAAGCAAACUGGAUUUAGUGUCCACCAAGUAAAUUGUCUGGACAGGAGAAGCAUUAGAUAUGCCGGAUAUGGAAAGGGUCUUCCAUUUUAGUAACUCUGGUGUUUUUGACUUGUUUCUUUGUUUUUACGCAAGGAAGGAGGAAGCAGAAGAAGGCAAUGGUAGUGGACAUAGUUAACCAACUUACUCUGAAUGAGGUAGACAUCAUCUGCUAUCAACUACCUGCCUUUUUGUCUGUGAAUAUCUUCCCUCCUCAAAGUGAUCGGCUGGACUGUUGUAGUGUCACAGAACGUUCCCUGCUCAGUAGGAAAAAACAGCACACCAUCUUCUAAAGCAGCCUUCAGCAACCUGUUACCCUCUAGAUGUUUUAAACUGCAGCUUCCAUCAUCUGCCAGGACACAUGGCCAAUGGUCAAGGAUGUUGGGACUUGUAGUCCAAAACAUCUAGAGCGCAGCAAGUUGGGUAAAGUUGUUCUAAAGAUGUUGUUUGAAAAGGUUAUGGGGGGGGGAGCCUAUGUUGUACAGCUCUAUUUUUUAAAAAGUAUUUCCAGUACAUCUCGCUAACUCUUGCUCUGUGGCUCUUAUUUAUUUAUUUGACGUG
Messenger RNA from Podarcis lilfordi (Lilford's wall lizard), 19904 nucleotides. Lineage: Eukaryota; Metazoa; Chordata; Lepidosauria; Squamata; Lacertidae. The record is from the annotation of a GenBank genome assembly.